AGCACCAUCAACUAUCGUCUGUGCUUUACAAUGCCUCGAAACAAAUUUGUGUACUUUUUAUAGUUACAACAUUGUUAGUGAGAUUUGCUUGGUCCAUUCAACUGAUAUUAACACAGCGCAGAUAUCGAUGCAAACAGAUUCAAAAUGGGGAAUAUAUGAACCAGAAAAAGCAUGUCCAAAUGACUGGGACUUAUUUCAAAGCUACUGCUACUACUUUAGUGUGGAUGAGAGCAAUUGGACUGAUUCUAAGUCAUCAUGCCAGAAUCAAGAAAGUAUGCUAGCAGAAGUAGUCUCAACAGAACAGUUAGCCUUUUUGACUACGAAAGCUGGUGAAUAUGGAUCGAAAUUCUAUUUUUUGGGAGGGUCCGACAUUGUGACUGAAGGAGAAUGGAUAUGGACAACCAGUCGAACGAAUUUUACAGUGACAAACUGGACACCCAGCGCACCAAGUGAUGAUAAGGGAAAAGAAAAUUGUCUUGAAAUGCGCAAAGGUGCUGGAUAUCAAUGGAAUGAUGUACAUUGCGACAAGAAUAAGACUUAUAUCUGUCAAAGACCAUUGCUUUAAAAGUGCUAAAAAGGACGUCAUAACAAACAAAGGAGUACAGCAGCAUAUGAUUGCAUCAUUUUAUGAUUACAUUUAUGAUAACAGUUGU
Messenger RNA from Mytilus californianus (California mussel), 653 nucleotides. Its product is annotated as perlucin-like. NCBI's taxonomy places the organism in Eukaryota, Metazoa, Mollusca, Bivalvia, Mytilida, Mytilidae. The transcript has 5 exons. Bases 128 to 565 code for a protein of 145 amino acids. The record is from RefSeq and is a predicted model, not a curated record.